GUUCACUUGGUGGCAGAUUUACUUUUAUAUUAUUGGCUUUUCGUACUUCGUAUUAGUAUUUUUGGAUUAAUUAUCUCUCCUUUUUUGAAGAUAUCACCGUUCAUUACUAUUCAUUACAUUGCAUAUGAUGUUUAAGCGUGAGAAGUGAAAGAAAGGGGCACAUUUCGAAGAGAGCAUUAUUAUCUUUGUUCAUGUUUAUUGUUGUUGUCGGGGAGACUUGACUUUACUUCUUACUCUUUUAUAAAUGUACACGACUCAUUGGGAGAAACAUUCAUUUUUGGGAGAUUCAUUGUGUGCGGUUGGUUUCGAGAGUGAGAAGCUGGGGUCUGAAUUGCGCCUGUGUUUGAGGCAUUUGGAGACAGCAAAGGUUUCCAAAGGAAGUUCGAUUUGAUUUGACUCGACAAUAUAUCAUAGACAACAGCGCCAAACCUCAAACGGGAAAAUUUCCCCAAAUAUGGGGCUGACUACAGCUUCAGUCGGGGCAGCAGUUGCUCCAGUGGCUUUUCAAACAUUCAUCACUCAUGUAUUUAUCCCACCUCGUCUUUCAUACUUGCCAAUCUUCUGACUAAUUGUCUCGCAGUUCUUCAAACGUGGACCUCGCAAAGAGAAACCUACUGCUCAUAUCUCCUACGAUGAAGGUCUUCACUUAAUUCGCAAAUUCCUUAUCUAUGCCUCUAAUCAUACAGUCGAAGAUAUUCAACGAUUUACCUCCCAAUGGGUACCUCAUCCCCCUUUCGUGAAGGUGGACGAAGUUCUCAUUUCCGACCAAAAUUUAACAGAAGCGCGCACACUUUUGACGUUACACUUCUCCAAUUAUGGAGGGAUUCAAAGAGUAGGAGGAAAAGAUUGGUGGGCAUGGAGACAGCCAGGGAGUGAACUUAAGGCUGAAUGGAUAGAGAUGAGGGUGGAUCACCAGGAGAGGAUUAAAAAUGGAGGAGAAAGUAAAAGAAUUAUGUUAUAUGUUCAUGGAGGAGCAUACUUUUUUGGGAGUACAGAUGAGCAUAGGUAUCAAAUGCAAAGACAUGCAAGGAAAUUGAAGGCAAGAGUUUUUGCGCCUCGGUAUCGUUUGGCGCCCCAAUUCCCAUUUCCAUGCGGCCUGCUCGAUUGCAUAGCGGCAUAUCUCUUUCUCCUUGAAGAUCAUGACCCCACAAGUAUUGUUUUCGCAGGAGAUUCGGCUGGUGGUGGAAUGAUUUUGAGCAUGCUCGUGAUUCUGCGCGAUUUAAAGAAACCCCUACCUGCUGGUGCAAUUCUCAUUUCACCCUGGGUUGAUUUAACUCAUUCUUUUCCGAGUGUCGCUGGAGACAAUCCUUUGGAUUAUAUCCCACCACAUGGAUUUCAUCACCGACCAUCUACUGCCUGGCCACCUCCAAAUUCUGAUGAUUUGCUGGCUAUAGAGCGGGGGAAAAAUGAUUUGACUGGGAAUAAAAGCGACAUGACGCAGUCUGAAGUAGAUGCUGCUCAAGGAUUGAGAGUGGAUAAACAUCCACCACCAGGGACACAUAAUAACACAUCUGCUGCUGGACCUUCAUCUGAUAAUGAUUCAGGGCCACAAGCAAAUACAGUGCCUGGAUUUGGUGGUGACCUUUCAAUUAUGAUUGAUGGAGAGCUAGUUGUGAUAAAGGAUCAAAUCCAAAUGUAUGCGACAAACCAAUUAAUAUCUCAUCCUGUGGUUUCUCCUGCCCUCCAGCCGUCACUUGGUGGUCUUCCACCACUUCUAGUCCUCACAGGCGGCGGCGAGAUGCUACGAGAUGAACAGAUAUACGUCGCACACAAAGCUGCAAAUCCAACUCAGUACCCUCCUGGAAAUGUGUUUCUCGAUUCAUAUGCUGUACGUGAAGAUCCUCGGGCCGAAGUCGAGGCAUGGAAACCAACAGACGUACAAUUACAAGUUUGGGAUGAUCUAUGUCACGUUCCACCAACAUUAAGUUUCACUCGUCCAGCUAAAUAUAUGUAUCGCUCCAUAGCACAAUUUGGAGCUUGGGCUUUAGCUAAGGCUCAGCAGACUGAAAUUGAAAUUUUAGAUGAUGAUGAUGUUUCGGUUAUCUCAAGAUCUUCAGAGUCGGGUGAGGAUGCUCAAAAGGUAUUUUUGGAUAUGAGUCUGUUCAUGGUAAACCAGUCGGGCUAAUGAAACUUAGCAAACUCCCACUGAACCCAAAGAACAAAUAGGGAAAGCGGGCGAUCCUCUUCCUCCCUUUAAAGAUCACAUGAUACGUCAGCGUGUCGAUCGCCACGGCAACAUAUUCCCCCUCGCCCCAGCAUCCGAACUCGCGGCUUGUAAUAUGUCACCUGAUGAAAUUGGUGUUAUCAAACCUGGACCGGUAAAGAAAUGGAUGGCUACGAAGACUACUUGGGACACAAAAUUUGCCAAGGAUAAGCGGAGGGUGCAGGUAAAGAGGGCAAAGGAAAGGGAAAGGGGAUAUAAAAAAUAUGGACCGUCAGGUGAAGAGCCACCUCCUAGUGCACUAGUCGGGCGUAGAUUGGCUGGUGUUGAUGUGAAGGAAGAGAAGGGUGGCAAGGCGAAGAAGAGUUGGGGAAUGUCGAUGUGGAGUGGCUGGGGUAGUAAGCAUGAUAAACUUACCAUUGAUCGCGAAGCAGAAGCGGAAAAAGUGGGUAGAAAUGUCGAGACUACGACUGCCAGUGCGGAACAUGGUGCAGGAGCCAGGAAUCUACAUGACACGGAGACGACUAGCACUGAAGAGAAUACGCAACUCGGGAAUGUUAAGAACGAGACUGGGGCUAGUGAGCCGGGUGGGACGCGGACGGGUAAUGGGAAAGAAAGGGCGGUUGAGGAAAAUGAUGAGGAUACGAUGGCGGAAUAUUCUGCUAUGCAAAAGAAAAUGAGGGAUGAGGAGCAUUAUUUGAUUGCGAAGAAAAAUGCCAAGGUUAUAGAUGUCGAUCAUUCCUCCGCGUUAGGAUCAUCUUCCCACGAAAUAAAUGAAGGGGGAAUGCAAUCAAAUAUACCAGAAAUAAUAAAAGAUAGUCCGCUAAUUGGAAGGGAUAAUAAUGAGGGUGUUGAGAGAUAUGGUAGCAAUGGAGAGGAAUUGAGAAGACCCACGGCACAAGGUAUAGCUUUUCCCUUUGCCAUGCGCAUGGGUGGUGAGGGUGUAGAUGGCCUUAUGAAAGGUGGUGUCAGGGAGAGAAACGCACGUAAUGGGAAAGUGGGGAGAGACGCCAACGCCAGUACAGAAUCACUACUUAGUGACCGAAGCGGAGCACCCGAUGGCUACGAAUACCAGUAUAAUGAUGAAAUAGAAGCGUAUGUAUUGGUGAAGAUUGGAGAGGAUAAUGAAGAGAGGAAUGAAGGAGAGAAAUGGGAAUGGAAAUGGACAUGGACAUUUGAGUGUAGGAGAUAAUUUCGCAGCUUAUAAUUCGUCGGUGGAAAGUGUGGAGGAGAGAUUAGAUGGGAUGGAUGGAAUGGAUCCAGGGG
This is a messenger RNA of Sclerotinia trifoliorum, 3427 nucleotides long. The record is from the annotation of a GenBank genome assembly. NCBI's taxonomy places the organism in Eukaryota, Fungi, Ascomycota, Leotiomycetes, Helotiales, Sclerotiniaceae.